Pongo pygmaeus (Bornean orangutan) is the source of this 618-nucleotide messenger RNA. RefSeq names its product keratin-associated protein 10-12-like. The transcript has a single exon. Lineage: Eukaryota; Metazoa; Chordata; Mammalia; Primates; Hominidae. Gene Ontology annotation, cellular component: keratin filament. The record is from RefSeq and is a predicted model, not a curated record. Bases 1 to 597 code for a protein of 198 amino acids.
AUGUCCGUCUGCUCCAGCGACCUGAGCUACAGCAGCCGCGUCUGCUUUCCUGGUUCCUGUGAUUCCUGCUCCGACUCCUGGCAGGUGGACGACUGCCAAGAGAGCUGCUGCGAACCCCCCUGCUGCGCCCCGGCCCCCUGCCUGACCCUGGUCUGCACCCCAGUGAGCUGUGUGUCCGGCCCCUGCUGCCAGGUGACCUGUGAGCCCAGCCCCUGCCAAUCAGGCUGCACCAGCUCCUGCAUGCCCUCAUGCUGCCAGCAGUCUAGCUGCCAGCCAGCUUGCUGCACCUCCUCCCAAAGUCAGCAGGGCUGCUGCGUGCCCGUCUGCUGCAAGCCUGUGAGCUGUGUGCCUGUUUGCUCUGGGGCUUCCUCUUCAUGCUGCCAGCAGUCUAGCUGCCAGCCGGCUUGCUGCACCACCUCCUGCUGCAGACCCUCCUCCUCCGUGUCCCUCCUCUGCCGCCCUGUGUGCAGGCCCGCCUGCUGCGUGCCCGUCCCUUUCUGCUGCACCCCCACCUCCUCCUGCCAACCCAGCUGCUGCCGCCCGGCGUCCUGUGUGUCCCUCCUCUGCCACCCUGUGUGCUCCCGCCCGGCCUGCUGAGGCCUCCACUCAGGUCAGAAG